Molecule: messenger RNA, 1125 nt
Organism: Cryptotermes secundus
Lineage: Eukaryota; Metazoa; Arthropoda; Insecta; Blattodea; Kalotermitidae
Product: gastrula zinc finger protein XlCGF7.1-like
Exons: 4
Coding region: 17-1111 (364 amino acids)
Biological process (GO): regulation of transcription by RNA polymerase II
Molecular function (GO): DNA-binding transcription factor activity; RNA polymerase II cis-regulatory region sequence-specific DNA binding
Source: RefSeq, a predicted model, not a curated record
CAGUGCAUGGAGUGUAAUGUGUGAGGAAGGAAUUCAAAGGUUGCAAAGAAUUCUACAUAGGAGAGUGCCAAGAGUUUUGCUACAGAGAGCUGAAGAAAUAUUUCCUUCACUGAGAGAAACCAUGAACCUUGCAGAUUCAGUGGAAGCACGAAGUCUCUGUAGUGAGAUACAUGCAGCAUCUUCUCAUGAUGCAAGUCAGGUCAACAGUGUAAAAGCUGAGGAAGUGUCAGAUGCAGAAGAAGAGAAGUAUCCUGUGCCAAUAACAUUUCAAAGAAUAAAGGCUGAACCUGAGAACCUUGCAGAUUCAGUGGAAGCACGAAGUCUCUGUAGUGAGAUACAUCCGGCUUCUUCUCAUGAUGCAAGUCAGGUCAACAGUGUAAAAGCUGAGGAAGUGUCAGAUGCAGAAGAAGAGAAGUGUCCUGUGCCAAUAACAUUUCAAAGAAUAAAGGCUGAACCUGAGAGUACUCUGAAUGACCUUCAACCUGUAUGCAGUGGGGAGCGGCGAUAUUCCUGUGAUGAGUGUGAUAAAUCAUUCACUGAACAGUGUAAUCUGAGGGCUCAUCAGUGCGAGACACAUCAACCCAUACAUAGUGGAGAGCGGCCAUAUUGCUGUGACAUGUGCACUAAGUCAUUCAGUCAGCAGGGUAGUCUGAAGAUACAUCAGCGCAUACAUAGUGGAGAGCGCCCAUUUUGCUGUGAUGUGUGUACUAAGUCAUUCAGUUUUCAGAGUGGUCUGAGGGAGCAUCUACGCAUACAUAGUGGAGAGCGGCCAUUUUGCUGUGAUGUGUGUGCUAAGUCAUUCUGUUUUCAGAGUGGUCUGAGGAAGCAUCUGCGCAUACAUAGUGGAGAGCGGCCGUUUUGCUGUGACGUGUGUACUAAGUCAUUCAGGCAGCAGGGUAGUCUGAAGAGACAUCAACUCUUACACAGUGGAGAGCGUUCGUUUUGCUGUGACAUGUGUACUAAGUCAUUCAGUCACCUGAGUAGUCUGAAGGUACAUCAACGCAUACAUAGUGGAGAGCGCCCAUUUUGCUGUGACGUGUGUAAUAAGUCAUUCAGUGAUCGGCGUUGUCUGAGGAAGCAUCUGUGCAUACAUAGUGGGGAGCAAGCGUAGAGCUGUGUGGUGUG